CGUUAUACAAGAGUAUUUUCAACAACAACAAACAUGGCGGACAAGGAAGCAAAAAUUGAGCUAAAGGGACCCAAUUCUGAUAAUAGUCAACUUGAUGUUGCUAUUGUUGAAGCAAAUACGCACAUUGGCAACAACACUCUUUCUACACAAGAUAUAGAUGAUAUUGCAAAAAAACUUCUUAGUGGAAAAUUUUAUUUAUCUGCGCUAGAAUUUCACGCAGAGCUGGUUGAAGUAGGGCGGGAGUUAGCUCGAUUUAAAGAUUUUUUUUCUAAUCCAGGAAAUUUUGAGGUUCAAAUGAAAUUGGACCCACUGCUUUCAGUUAGAAAAACGCCUAGUGUUUUGACAUUAGACUCAAUUGAUGAUUUUUCAAGAUACUCAGAUGAUGGAUUGAGAGAAACAGAUGAGAAAGUAACUGUGCUCGAGUUUGAACUUAGAAAAGCAAAAGAAACAAUUCAUGAGCUACGUGAAAAUAUUACAGAAUUAACAGCAGAUGAUAAAGACAAAAAGAAUAUAUUAAGCAAAGACAUAGAUUUAAUAGACGAUGAACAAAUAAAUCAUUUUGAAAUUAGAACAUUGAAUUUUCUUGUUAAUGAGUAUCUGUUGAAACAUGAAUACAAGUUAACCUCUAUAACAUUUGCUGAUGAGCUUGCUGAUCAGGAUUUAGAUGAUUGGGAAGAUGUUGGUUUAAAUACUGGUCAACCUCCAGAUAUUCUUCAUUUGUUAAGGGACUAUUCAAAGCAUGUCGUUGACCCUGUGAAGUUACGUGACAAAGAAAUAGAAGACUUAAAGCAAGAAAUAAAUAAAUUAACACAAAGCUGCAGUCAAUUACAGGAAGAAAUUUCUGCUGGACAAAACGAAAUACACCGAUUAACAGAAGAAUUGGAAAAAGCAUCAAGGCUGAAAUCUCAGGAGAAUUUUUUACAUGUUCACAAUUUUUCAAGACAUGACGAAGAUAACAUUUCUAAUAAAAGUUACACUUCGUAUAAAAGUGAAAAUAGUGACAUCAAAGAAAAUUAUAUACUUGUGGAGAAUGAACCACAAAAUGAAAACUUAAAGGAAGGCAAAAAUCAGCAUAUUUUUCUUGACCAUUCGGAACUUCAAAAUAGUAAUGUUAAAGAAGAUAGUGAAAAACAAGAUACUGAUUAUCACAAUGAAUCUCAAAUUGAUAAAAUGAUUAAUAUAGAUGAAUUUAAUGAAGCCAAAAAGGUCGUAAAAUGUAGUAUUUCGAAUUCCGUGGAUGAUGUAGAUUCCUAUACACGACAAAUCUCGUCAACUUUCCUUACCACAUUAUUGUCAAUGACACAAAUUGUGGGAGAGUCAAGACUGUCAAAGGAGGUUUCCAAAGAAGAGAACAACACACCAGUUCAAGUUAUCGCCGAAUCUCUACCUAAUAUUGUUCCAAAUGUUUUGUUAAAUAAAAGAGAGGAACUUAUCCCUCUUAUCCUAUGUGCUGUUAGAUUUCACGAUAACGCAAGAGUUCGUGAUGAGCUUCUGCAUUCUCUCUUUAAUCUGAUCAAAAGGCCUGACAAAGAACAAAGAAAAAUCAUAAUAGAUGGCUGUGUAACAUUUGCCAAGUAUGUGGAGCCUGUUCGAAUAGAAGCUGAAUUUCUUCCUCAAUGCUGGGAACAGAUAAAUCACAAGUUUUCAGAAAGACGGUUGUUGGUAGCUGAAACAUGUGGUAACAUGGCCCCAUAUAUUCCAGUAAGUCUUUUGAGUUCCCUGGUAUUCUCUAUGCUUUCUCAAAUGCUGCAAGAAGACAGAAGUGAAGAAGUACGAAGUGCUGUUGUGAAAAACUUGGGAAUUAUUUUAAGCUUUGUUACAGAUGCUAGCAAAUAUUCUCAGGCAUUCACCUUACUAGAACUUGGUUUAAAUGAUAUUACUGAUGAGGUUGUUGCAAAUACAAAGAACAUUCUUUUACCUGUUGUUGCUGUGUGGGCUUCAGAAAUCAACAAACUGCAGCCGCACUUAAUACCAACACUACUAAUUAUGUGUCAACGGUCCUUGCAGAGUUGGUAUGAAGCGAGCAUAACAAAUACUGAGGGAGAUUCAAAUGCAUUGUUAAUGGCUGCUGAGAUGAAAUUUAAUAAUUAUAUAGAUUGUUUGGUUAAAAUGGUUACCAUUAUGUUUUUGCAUUGUUUACAAACUGCGCCAUUUUAUUAUGAUGAUUACGACGCUUCUAUUCAAACUCCCUUGGGAGAUAUGAGGCUGCCUGCUAUGAAGAAUCCAUUGCUGAAUAUUGAUACCAUCCUUGAUGACAAAGAUAGAAUCUGCUUCCUUGUAAACCAAUUUGAUGAAGCGAUGAAGUCAUCUGACCAAAUAUGGGAAAGUGUUGAGUGGAUAUGCAAUGAAUGUUUAUCAAAGACUUGUGAGAUGUCAGUUUUGACGAGUGGAAAUUCAAAUCUUAUGGCGAAGUUUGUUUGUUACAUGUGUACAAUAUGUCGAAUAUUUGGAAAGAAUUUCACUUUUACCAAGAUUGUGCCAUAUUUUGAAAAACUGAUGAGAAAUACAGGUGCAGAAUUUCUAAAUGAUGUGACACCCGUCUGCAGUCCUUUAUUAACAUUAUUUCUUUGUGGUGUUCUUUCAUCUUAUCAGGAGGAGGAAGAAGACAAAAAGCUGUUUAGUUUCAUCAAACAAUGUCUGCUGACUAUUUCCACGCAAGGAUUGACAAUGAAAUAUUUGGUGCUGUCUGUCACUAUGUUGUGCGAAACGCCAUUGUAUCAAUCACCGCUUAUACAAACAUUACGUGAACUGGUUGUUUAUCCGGUAGCCGAAGUUCGAAGCUCGAUUGCACAACUGUUUGGUGUUCUAGUAAAAUGUGUCAACAAAGACUUGAUAGCAUCACAAGUUGCUUCAGCCAUCAUUUCUCUCACAAACGACAGAGAUAUAUCCGUUCGAAUUGCAGCUGUCCCCGCCCUGGGAAAUGUAAUUGAAGUCAUAUCAGAUAAAAAUUUGUUGGAUAAAGUUAGUUUUCAACUUCAAACAUUACUGGAUACACCAGAACUCCAAAAAAAUAUAAAUCUUCAGAUUGCUAUCAUAAACACAUUCACCAGAAUAAUGCCGAAUACUGAUCAUAAGUUUCGUGAUGAAUUCUUAAUACCACGUCUUAAAGUGACAACAGAAAUAAACGAAAGCGUGGAAGAUGUUUCUGAUCGUAUGGAAGUAGUAGAGUCGUUGAUACAAGUGCUGAGUGCUGCCUUAUGUUGUUUUCUUUCGAAAGAGACUAUUGCCAGCUUCAUAAUACCUACGUUACACUUGCUAAAAGAUGAUGUGAAAAAUGUCAGUCCUGAAACUUUGGAUUCAGUGUUGUUACUUCUUAAAGAUGCUGAAAGCAAGUGUGAAGAUGAUAAGUCUUCAACAGGAUCUGGCGUCUCAUCUACCUCAUCAAAACUUUUCGGUGGCAUUUCAUCACGAUUAGAUAAAUUCAAAAAGAAGAAACAAUAGAGAAUUAUACACCAUCCCUUAAUAUCGAAUAGCAUUUUAUAUAGUGUUAAAAUAUUUUUUUAGAACUGAUUUUCAAAUAUAUUUAUAUUUUCUGUUCUUUUUAAUUUGUAUUGAUUAUUUUUCUCAAAUUGCAUUUCGAAUUUACUUUUUUCUGCACAAAACUUUAUCUUUUUAAUCUAAAUUUUUGAAGAAAAUCGCGAAAUUAAAAUUCUGAAAUUUUAGGUGCUUAAAGUAUCUGUAAGGGGCGCGCGUCUGUUAAUUUAUAUACUGUCAUUCGUUUUUAAGUGUCACAAAACAUGAUUUUAAUACACCCUUAUCGUAUUCUAGUGUGUCAUUCAAAUCUUCUGUUAUUGCGAGGAAUGAGUCUGUAUUAGUUUUCACAAGCUCUACUAUUUGCAUGUUUUUAUGUAAGCAUGACACAAAUACUUUAAUGUGUUCUCACUUUCAUCAAUUAUGAAGCCUUAAAAUGUUUUCUUGAUUUCGUUGCAAAUAAAAUGAAUGAUCAAAU
Molecule: messenger RNA, 3949 nt
Organism: Hydractinia symbiolongicarpus
Lineage: Eukaryota; Metazoa; Cnidaria; Hydrozoa; Anthoathecata; Hydractiniidae
Product: RAB11-binding protein RELCH homolog
Exons: 30
Coding region: 34-3441 (1135 amino acids)
Biological process (GO): intracellular cholesterol transport
Cellular component (GO): trans-Golgi network; recycling endosome
Molecular function (GO): protein binding
Source: RefSeq, a predicted model, not a curated record